Pimephales promelas (fathead minnow) is the source of this 4092-nucleotide messenger RNA. RefSeq names its product estrogen receptor 1 (gene esr1). The record is from RefSeq and is a predicted model, not a curated record. Gene Ontology annotation, cellular component: nucleus. Gene Ontology annotation, molecular function: steroid binding; zinc ion binding; nuclear estrogen receptor activity. Lineage: Eukaryota; Metazoa; Chordata; Actinopteri; Cypriniformes; Leuciscidae. Gene Ontology annotation, biological process: steroid hormone receptor signaling pathway; regulation of DNA-templated transcription.
GACAGACAGUGAAAAUAAGAAGGGCACAGGAAAUCAGUGAUAUUGUAGUGUGGGGAUGCAUCAACGCUUCUUGUGAUGGGGCUAAACUUAUAAAUCAGAGGGCUGAUUUGAAUUUUGGGCAGACCAGCGGAGAGGCUGCUGGUACCAGGCAGCGACACAGGACCAACCUGAACCCGGAGAGAGAAGACCUGGAGGGACUUUCCUCACCGCCCACUGCCCACAAACUCUCGCCUAUGUACCCCAAGGAGGAGCACAGCGCAGAGGGCAUCAGCUCCUCUGUCAAUUACCUUGAUGGAGCUUAUGAGUACCCAGACCCCACACAGACCUAUGGCACCACGUCACCCGCAGAGCCUCUCUCUGUCGGAUACUUCCUGGCUCCUACGGACCACCACGCACCCCCUGUCGAAGAACAUAUGCAGACGUUCAGCGGAGAAUCCAGCAGCCCUCUCAUGUUUGCACCCACCAGCCCUCAGCUGUCCCCGUACCUGAGCCAUCAUGGAGGACACCACUCGACCCACCAGGUGUCCUACUACCUGGACACCUCGUCUAGCACAGUCUACAGGUCCAGUGUGGUGUCUUCUCAGCAGGCAGGUGUUGGUCUGUGUGAGGUGUUGUGCAGUGCGACUGACAGGCAGGAGAUGUACACCGGAUCAAGAGCUGCAGGAGGAUUUGAUUCAGAGAAGGAGACGCGCUUCUGUGCGGUGUGCAGUGACUAUGCUUCCGGCUAUCAUUAUGGAGUCUGGUCCUGUGAGGGAUGCAAAGCUUUCUUCAAGAGAAGCAUUCAGGGUCACAAUGACUAUGUUUGUCCAGCAACCAACCAGUGCACUAUUGACAGAAACCGCAGGAAGAGCUGCCAAGCAUGCAGACUACGCAAGUGUUAUGAAGUAGGCAUGAUGAAAGGAGGUAUUCGUAAAGACCGCGGUGGCCGCGCUAUCAGGCGUGAGCGGAGGAAGAGCGAUAAUGAGGAUCGUGAUAAGAGCUACAGUGAGCAGUCAAGCCGUGUUGGACUGAGGACACCUCAGGACAAGAGGAAGAAGAGCAGCGCCGAGGUGGUCAGUGCUUUAUGCAUGCCACCUGACCAGGUGCUGGUGUUGCUUCUGGGUGCAGAGCCACCGGCUGUCUGUUCACGUCAGAAGCACAGCCCCCCGUACACCGAGAUCACCAUGAUGUCCCUGCUCACAAACAUGGCUGACAAAGAACUCGUCCACAUGAUCGCCUGGGCUAAGAAAGUACCAGGGUUCCAGGACCUCUCUCUGCAUGACCAGGUUCAGUUGUUGGAGAGCUCUUGGCUGGAGGUGUUGAUGAUCGGCCUCAUAUGGAGGUCCAUUCAUUCACCUGGAAAACUCAUCUUUGCUCAGGAUCUCAUCCUCGAUAGGAAUGAAGGAGAAUGUGUCGAGGGGAUGGCUGAGAUUUUCGACAUGCUUUUGGCGACUGUGGCUCGAUUACGGAGUCUAAAACUCAAGCUGGAGGAAUUUGUAUGUCUUAAAGCCAUCAUACUUCUCAAUUCUGGUGCAUUUUCAUUCUGCUCCAGUCCAGUGGAGCCCCUGAUGGACAGCUUCAUGGUGCAGUGCAUGCUGGACAACAUCACUGAUGCCCUCAUAUACGGGAUCAGCAAAUCCGGUGCCUCUCUGCAGCUGCAGUCCCGGCGUCAGGCGCAGCUCCUGCUACUGCUCUCCCACAUCAGACACAUGAGCAACAAAGGAAUGGAGCACUUAUAUCAUAUGAAAUGUAAGAAUCGAGUCCCGCUGUAUGAUCUUUUGCUGGAGAUGCUGGAUGCCCAGCGAUUCCAAUCCCCAGGAGAGGUGCAGCGACUGGGAGCACAGAGUGAGAAAGACCCCCCGUCCACACCACCCACCAGAGGACCUGGAGCCACGCAGCCCAACACUGGCUGUCUCAGCCAAAGUCCAGACCCAUGACCUAUGUACCAUAUACAAUCCCAACAGCUGCAGAAUGUGAAGACUGCCAAUCAGGAAUAAGAACUGUGAUUCAAAACAACGGUGGAGUCUCUCCUUGUGCCUUAUCAGAGUACACUUUAGAUUUUAAUCUAGAAAUUAACUCAUUUGAAAAUUAACUUAUUUGUAGAAACACACAGGUUGGCUCCCAAACACUAUUCAUCCUUGUUCACUUGAUUCAUGAUUUUUUUUUUUUUUUUCCCAAAGCUUAUUACAGGGAUUUAAGACAUUUUCUCAGACUUGUGAAAAAGGGCUUUCUGGCAGUCUUGUAGUACUCGAGACUCGGACUCGGUCUCGAGACCAUAUUUUAAUGGUCUUGGUCUUGUCAUGGACUCGUGUCCAUUUGGACUCGGAAUUGACUCGUACUCGAACAUUUUUUUUUAGGACUCGGAAUUAUUCCCGAGUCCACUCGAGUUCAAUUCAAAAUAUGUUUCAUGAUUAUUAAUGUAUGUUAAUAAAAUAUUUCUUUAAACUGAUUGACACGCCCAGUGAUUGGUGAUUUUCUAGUGCGCAACUGCGCAUGACCAAUUGUAAUAAAAUUACUUUUAACACCACCUACUAUGUGGCCUUUUUUACCCUAAACUGAUCAUAUUUUUUAAACUCUAAGUAAAUUCAGUAAAAAAAAAAAAAAAAAGGAUUUCUCUAAGUAAAUAAAAGUAAAUUAGGUAGUCAACCCUCACUGGUCUCGGUCUCGACUCGGACUCGACCGCCUCUGGUCUCGGACUCGACUCUCUAUGGACUCGGUCUUGACUCGGACUCGACUCUCUCUGGUCUCGGUGUCGACUCGGACUCGAGUGAGGUGGUCUCGACUACAACACUGCUUUCUGGUGCACUGAGAGACUGCUAAUUUUUAAAAGAUUUCUUUUAAUAUCUAUUGAGUGACAGCUUUAACAUCACAAACAAUAAAUAAAAUAAAAAAGGACAACCAAGAGCCUUUGAAGUGCACUAGAAACUAGCAUAUUUGCAAGUAAAAUCUGUUUAAUUGCUAAACAUUUAGACAUUGAUUAGUCCACCACUGGAUUAGAAAACAGGUGUUGUUAUAUUGACAUUUCACUGUCAAAUCUGAUCUAUCAAGUGGUAUAUGUUAACUAAUUUUUUCAUGUUACUAAUUAUUUACAUUAUUGCAAUAACAUUAGCUAUAUGUAUAAUUACAAUCAGGUCUUAAUAUAAAAGUAACAUGAACAUUAAUAUAAAGUGUGACCAAACUGAAAACACCAGAGGAGAAAAGUUACUCUUAGAACAAAGAAAAACAAGAAAAAAGUAAUUUAUUCUCGCAAUUAGAGAGCUAUUUCUCGAUACGAAUCAUUGCUCUUUUUAAUGUUAACAUUAACUCAAAUGGCUCAGUGAUCAGUGGCGACAUUAGUAGCAUCUUUUUUUGUACAAAGACGUUUACUUAUUGGUUGGCUGAUAUCACAAAAUCUUAAGUCCUAUUUUUGCUCUUUUAAAGUGCUGUAAUUGGGCUUUAUAGCCACGUUAACAUGACAUGCAAAUGCUAACGAGCUAAAUUUCCUCAAUGUGAAGGACACUGACUGUCUCGCAUUACGACGUAAACUACAUCGUCACCUUUUCUCGCAAAUCUGUGAAUGUGUUUGGUAAUAGUCCAGUAGACUUGUACUUUGCAUUUAUCAGCUAUUAUAUUUGAUACUUGAAUGUUAUGAUUGGUACUGUACAAGUUUUGAUUUUGAAGCUCAAUAAUUUGGCUCAAUUAAUUAUAAAGAAUAGUUGAAAAAUAUACUAAAUGAAAAGAUGUGUCUUUAUUGUCAGCAUUAGCAAACUGUACAUAGAUAAAUAGGCAUAGACAUUGUCAUCUUAAUGAAUGUUUUUUGUCAUAUUGUCAUAUCACAUAAAUUAACAGAUUGUGAGCUUAGAAUUAUAAGGUUCUAUCUCCACUUUUGGUCAAAAUUGAGUUUUUGACAUAAUCUGAUCCAUUAGGUGUUUAUUAAUGCCUGUGUGGUGUUAUUUUUGUAAAAAAAAAAAAAAGAUUAAUAGAUAAAGCUAUAAUAGAAGAUUAUACUACAUAACAGUUUUGCCAGCUGGGAUGUAAAAACUUUGAUGCUCAAUAUCUCAGAACUACCCUAAACGGAGAUAGAACCUUAUAAUUCUAAUCUCACGAGAUGAUGGUAAUGACUGUUUUACAUUU